Molecule: messenger RNA, 1646 nt
Organism: Benincasa hispida (wax gourd)
Lineage: Eukaryota; Viridiplantae; Streptophyta; Magnoliopsida; Cucurbitales; Cucurbitaceae
Product: putative protein phosphatase 2C 9
Biological process (GO): protein dephosphorylation
Molecular function (GO): protein serine/threonine phosphatase activity
Source: RefSeq, a predicted model, not a curated record
AAAAGAAGAAGAAAAAGAGAAAAAGGAGCACUAAAAAUCAAAGUCAAUAAGGGAAAGCUCUGCCCCUCCUUUGGUAAUAGGCUUCCAUUUCCUCUUCCUUUUUUGCGAUUUCUUUCUUUUCCCACCGCGUGGACUUACCCCAACUCAACUACAACGGUUACACAAAAUUUCAUCGAUUCCUUCUUCAUCACAGCCUUCCUUUUUUUGCUUUUUUUUCUUCCCAAUACACUGAUUCUUUGUAAUUAUUCAAUAAUUCAGCUUCUGGGGUUGUUCUAUUUUCUCGUUUUCUUCCAAUUUUCGACCACUUGUGGAUCGGUAGUAAUCUCUCCUGACUUCUCCUUUGGCUGGUUUUAUGUUAAAUUCAUUACGUUUGUAGGAGGACGUUCAUCAUGUAGCUCUGGAAAGGGCAGGGGCAAUCUCUGCCCUGCCAGGUAUGGGUUUAGCCUAGUAAAAGGCAAAGCAAAUCAUCCCAUGGAGGAUUAUCAUGUUGCUAAAUUUAUUACUGUGCACGGUCGUGAGCUAGGCCUUUUUGCUAUAUAUGAUGGACAUUUAGGAGACAGCGUACCCGCCUAUCUACAGAAGCAUCUAUUUCCUAAUAUACUGAAGGAUGAGGAAUUCUGGUCGAAUCCCGGCAGCUCUAUCUUUAAGGCUUACGAGAAGACAGACCAAGCAAUACUCUCACACAGUCCUGACUUAGGAAGAGGUGGAUCCACUGCCGUCACUGCAAUUUUGAUAAACGGUCAGAAAUUAUGGGUGGCUAAUGUUGGAGAUUCGCGUGCAGUCCUUUCAAAAAAAGGGCAGGAAGUGCAAAUGUCUAUUGAUCACGAGCCAAACACUGAGCGAGGAAGUAUUGAGGACAGAGGUGGCUUUGUCUCUAACAUGCCAGGAGAUGUUGCAAGAGUGAACGGGCAGCUUGCAGUUUCUCGAGCAUUUGGCGACAAGAACCUCAAGACACACUUGCGAUCUGAUCCUGAUAUAACGAAUGCCGAUGUUGACUCUGACACCGAGCUUCUUAUCUUAGCAAGUGAUGGUCUAUGGAAGGUCAUGACAAAUCAAGAAGCCGUGGAUAUAGCAAGAAAAACCAAGGAUCCCCAGAGAGCAGCAAAGCAAUUAGCAGCAGAAGCACUGAAAAGGGAAAGCAAAGACGACAUCUCAAUCAUCGUGGUUCGUUUCAAAGGGUAAAACUCGUGUUGAGCUGAAGUUUGUUACCAUUACUUAUGUAUUAGGGGGUGUUUUACAAUCCAUGGCAACUCUACAAUCUUUAAGCCAUCCCCAGUACGAAGAAUCUAAAGAAAAACCCGUAUAAAUUUCGAUAUCUCUGCAAAAUAUGUUUAAUCUCCCAGUUCUCCCCCAGCAGAAAGAUUAAGAAAAAAAGGCAUCUCUGUAGUAUAAUAUGAUGUUCUUGCUCUAAAUUGGUGCAGUUUGAUCUUUUUUUACAUGAUUUCUCUUUUAUCUGUAGAUCCAUGUAUACCUUCAUUUUUCUGUAACUUUUUUUGUGAACUUGUGAAACAGUUUGGAACUGUAGGUUUGGCCUUUGGGGUCUCCAUGGAACAGCUGCAUGAGAUGUAUGCAACUAUUGUAAUAGAUUGAUGAGCUUUUUGGUUGAUAUAUUUUAUAUCCUUGAAAAUAAAUUGUACUUUGAUUUA